Molecule: messenger RNA, 1875 nt
Organism: Didymodactylos carnosus
Lineage: Eukaryota; Metazoa; Rotifera; Eurotatoria; Philodinida; Philodinidae
Source: the annotation of a GenBank genome assembly
AUGCCGAACGAAAAUAUACAGUCACCGACGAUAGUCAUGCCAGUAAAAUCUCCCUCGUCAACUGCAGGAAGUCCAUCGUUUGUAAAUAAUAUAUCAACAUCACCUUGGAAAAUAAUUGACACUACUCAUAAUCCUUUAUCGUUUCAAUCAUUGAUGGAAAAUGAUUUAGCUCAACAUUUACAAAAUAGUGAAGAUAGGAAAUUAUUGCAAGAAAUUCGUCGUGCUACACCAAUUGAAACGGAGGUUUCAUUAUUUGAAUCGCCUAUUGAUGAGGAAUUUUUAAAUAGUUCUAUACCUACGCUACCCGUAGAACAAUCUGAUCUAACAGCAGAGAAUAAUGAUUAUUUAGUUGCUUUGAUGCUUCAACAAGAAUAUACUGAUGAAUUUAAUGAUAUGGUAAAACGAUAUGAAACUACAAUGAACAGAAAUAGAAAAGUUAAAUUAUCGAUGAAAAAUUAUAUGCUUCUCUCAACACCGCAAACCAAAGAUAGUAAAUAUGAUGGUGAGGAUGUGAUAAUUGCAAAACAAGAAGCAUUCAGUGAUAAUGAAAGAGAAGAAAAAGCACCAUCAUUCAAUAAACGAGGAACAUCUGGAAAGGGAGCAUUUAUGGUAACAAAACAUAAUCCAAUUAUUUGUGGAAGACGAAAUGUUUCAAAAAUAAUGAAUACUUUUCCGCCUGAAUUCGAUACUGGAGAUGGUAUAACGUUUGAUAUGAAAUUAUCAAAUAAAGUUUAUAAUGUACUGAAAACUCAUUCAUAUGCAGAAGAAAAACGGAUGACAAAAUUACACGAUAAAGUUGAAAAAGCAACGGCCAGUUUAGCAUUUGAUCCUAAAACUCGUAUCAUCUUGUAUAAAAUGUUGAAUUCUUGUGUAUUGGAUGAAAUUGGUUCGAUUAUAGCUACUGAAUCUAUUGUACUUCAUGGGAAAGGUGGACGGACAGAAGAACAUGAUAUACCAUCAGAAUGUGCUAUUAAGGUUUUUAAAACAACAUUAAACGAAUUUCGUACACGUGAGAAAUAUUUGCGCGAAGAUUAUCGUUUCAAACAUCGAUAUAAACAUUUGAAUCCACGAAAAAUUGUUAAAUUAUGGGCAGAAAAGGAAAUGUUCAAUUUACAACGUUUACUUCAUGCUGGAAUUUUAUGUCCACGACCUGUUUUAUUAAAAAAACAUGUUCUAUUAUUAUCGUUUAUUGGUGAAAAUGGUGUUCCAGCGCAGCGACUUCGCGAUCUAACAUUAAAUCAACAAGAUUUAUUAAUUGCUUAUCAACAAUGUUUGAAGUUAUUACGACAACUUUAUCAUGAUUGUAAAUUGAUUCAUGCCGAUUUUAGUGAAUAUAAUUUGUUAUGGUAUCAAAAUAAUAUUUGGGUAAUCGAUGUUUCUCAAGCCGUUGAACCUUAUCAUCCAAAUGCUUAUGAAUAUUUACUUCGUGAUUGUACAAAUACUUCAAAUUAUUUUACAAAACAUUCUCUACAUGAAAAAACUAGGAUUUUAUCACCGGAAGAAAUUUUUAAUUAUGUAACCGGUUUAAAGUUUGAAAAAAAGGGAGAAGAAUUUUUAGCAGAAGUAUUGCAAUAUGUUAAAAAUGUUCGAUUACAAUCGGAUGCUAUCAAAGAAAAAAAUAAUUUUUCAUUUGAUUAUUUUUUUAAUAACAGAGAUAAUAAGGAUGAUUUAACUUCAUCCAGUUCAUCAUCAGAAGAUAUGGAGAAAGAGUAUGAAGAGGACGAUGAUGAAAAUUAUAUUGAUGUUAGUUCUGAUGAUGAACAACAACAACAACAACAACAAACAGCACAAUCAAAAUGUUUAAGAAAAAAAUUGACCUUUCCUCGAAAAACAACAAAACAUGUAUAUUUAAAACAGGUGAUUUCUAAAUUCUAG